AUGGAUUGGUGGAAUGAGGUCAAGGGUUUGGAGGCUCUCACUGGGAAUCUCUCUCGUUCUACGCUCGUUCACUUUGGUGUGGAGAUUGUCAGUGGUUGCUUCAAAUUUAAGCAUCUGUUUCCUGAACACAAAGACUUGGCAGCUUUGCUUCCUGGGGCCAGGCUUUGCACUUCUGCUGGCAACAUGUUGCUCUUCUGGGACGAGAUGGUGCCAGGCAAUAUUCAGAAGAUUUGGUGCGCUGAGAUUUCUUUGGAGACACGACGACAAGGCGAGAUUUGGGGCAACGUUGAGUGGUCUCGUGCGGUCAUGACCGUUGAUGAUGAUGAUCCUUUCGCUCGUCCUGGUCGCUGUAAGGUUUUGCAUUCUGUUUCCGUCACCCGUUGA
Brassica napus (rape) is the source of this 384-nucleotide messenger RNA. Its product is annotated as putative F-box/kelch-repeat protein At3g24610. The transcript has a single exon. The record is from RefSeq and is a predicted model, not a curated record. The coding region runs from base 1 to 384 and encodes 127 amino acids. Lineage: Eukaryota; Viridiplantae; Streptophyta; Magnoliopsida; Brassicales; Brassicaceae.